CUCCACCCACUUUUUAUGGUUAAAGCUUACAGCUCAAAACCACUUUGUAUAUUGUUCUCUGUGGAGUACCAGAUCUGAAUUUAGUUAUCUCAUCCACCGUUCUUCCCCUGAGUGAACAUGGAUAAGGGUGGUGAAGUCCCCAAGGAAGAUGCCCCACCUUACCCAGGACCUCCAGCUAAUUAUGGAGGAAUAUACCCGGGGGUCCAGCCUGGUUACCCUCCAGUCCAGUACCCUCCUACUGCUGGGAUCCCUGCAUACCCUGGACCUCCCCCUCAACCAGGCAAUCCAGCAAUGUAUCAAGGUCCACCUCUUGUUCUACAUCCUGGAGACGUUCCUGUAGCUAACACUGUAACAACAGUCGUGAUUGUUCCUAAUCUGCGUGAUGUGCCUGGACAGACUAGAUGUCCCCAUUGUCAACAGGAGGUGAUCACAAGGACAGUGCAUAACACAGGACUCCUUACAUGGCUCAUAUGCGGUGGGCUUGCCAUUAUUGGGUGCUGGCCAUGUUGUCUAAUCCCAUUCUGUGUGGAUUCGUGUAAGGAUGUGGAGCAUCACUGCCAAUAUUGCAACAAUGUUAUUUAUAUCCAUAAGCGGAUGUAAUACACUAGUUGAAACUUUCUUGUAAUACUCUUGCUAUACUUCUCUUGCUGCAAUACUCUAACUCUUUCACUGCCAUCUAAUUAGUAUAUGUAAUUUUCUUUCUAUAGUAGAUAUGCAGGGACUAAUUGCAUCUUAAUAAGUGAUUUAUUUUAAAAACAUAUCAGAAACAUAUAUAUCAAUAUAAAUAAGACAUUUCUAGGAUAUAUACUAUGAGGGAAGGAUAUAUCACUGCUUAUCUAAGCCUAGUCUGUAGCAUAUGGAUUCAGCUCUCUAAAGUGUAGCUGCAUUGUACUCCUUCUAACUAGUCUUCUGAGUACCAAUUGCGCUUGUGUAACAACUUACCCUUGAACGUCUGUGCUAUGGACCUCAUAAUGAUGCACACAUGAUGUUAAUCUAAAUAAAUACAUUGGUUUAGGUCUUUUCAAUGGAACCGAAAUUAGUAAUACACUAUUUUCAACAGAGACAACAGAAGUUAUAGAAAAUCAUAUUGUUUUUACCACCUUGAAAUGAAUUAGCUUGCUAACAAAAACAUGUAACAUGUAAAGUCUUACAUUGUAUUGUAUAUAUGAUUAUUAUUAUGAUUUUAGUGAAACUUUUUU
This is a messenger RNA of Electrophorus electricus (electric eel), 1199 nucleotides long. Its product is annotated as lipopolysaccharide-induced tumor necrosis factor-alpha factor homolog. The record is from RefSeq and is a predicted model, not a curated record. Gene Ontology annotation, cellular component: nucleus; cytoplasmic side of lysosomal membrane; cytoplasmic side of late endosome membrane. Gene Ontology annotation, molecular function: zinc ion binding. Lineage: Eukaryota; Metazoa; Chordata; Actinopteri; Gymnotiformes; Gymnotidae.